CCUAACAACAAGGCCAUUCCUCCCUCUCCCCUCCUUUUCUCAGUUUUAAGCCCCCUUCCCUCAUCUUUCUGCCAUGAAGAUCAAAAUAGUUGCCCUUCUCGCAGGGUUCCUUGGGAUUUUGGGCGUUCUUUUCUUCCUGAUAGCCUUUGGGACAGAUUAUUGGCUCCUAGCAACAGAGACAUGCGGAGGAUUUGAACCUGAGAACAACACGCUUCACACCAAGGAGGUUGGAAAGGAAGAGUGGAAGAAUGAUAGUGAAGAAGUUCUCACAUUUCACCAUGAAGGGUUCUUCUGGAGGUGCUGGUUUUUUGGUGAAGCUUACAAAGAGAGCAUAUGGACCUUCUGGUUUACUAGCCAAGGGUAUCCAAAAUACUGCAUGAAUGGUUAUCUAUUCCCUAUGCCUAUUGCACUUGGACCUUAUCCACACCCUUCCUAUGAUGCGACAGCAGUAUACAGAGGCUUCUGGACAGCUUUCAUUGUGCUGGCUGUCACGGCCAGUCUUGUUGGCGGAUUUCUGUUGGUGUGUGGUGUGCCCUUUGUCAACGCACGGUUCUAUAAAGUAGGAGGCGGAUUCCUCAUCACAGCUGGAAUUUUAUUUGCCCUGUUGAUAUUUCUGUUUGUGAUGUGGAAAGAAUUUGCUGCUGAUCUCGCCAAAUACAUACUUCUUGAAAGAAGUGAUCGAUGCGACGAAGAGGUUCCUGUAAAGGUUUAUUAUGGAUGGUCGUUUAUCUUUGCAGCUGCUGGGGUCCCCUUAGUGUUACUUUCUGGACUUCUCUUUUACCUGGUUGGUUAUAGUCUUCUCAAAGAGCAGGAGUAAUGAGGCAGACCUCUCCCAGCAGUCGAGGAAAGGAACACUAGUAUUAUCCGGAAAUGUGGGGAAAAUCCUGCUAACAUUAAAUUCAUGACAAAAAGUACUGUAACAUCAAGUUGGGGGAAUUACCAUUGUGGGAAAUAUAGCAUUAAGUACUGAGUUAAAACCAGGUUCAUCAUACUUUUAAAAAACCUUAUCCUGGGUCUCAGCCAAGGAACUCUGGGAAUUGUAGUUCUUUGAGUAUGCCCUGACUUCUUGGGGGCGGGGCGGUGAGGAGGCUGCAUGCUCCAGCCUGGUUUGAAAUCUGUUACAUUGCCAUUGUCUUCCACAAAGAACCUGGGAUCAACUGAUUUGUGAAGGACAUUUGGACUUGUUAGAGAUUCCAAGCUCCUUCACAGUUUGUUGGUUGGGAGUGCAGUCAUCAUUAAAAUAGGCUUGAAAUUCUGUAACUUCCUGUUCUCCAUCUACAGAAAUUCCAGAGAUUUCCCAGUGAUUCUUACAGAAUCCUUGUCAACUGCUCCAGGUGUUUCAGGAGGCAGUAUUCAGUUACGAAGGUUUAUCCUCUUGCAUUCAAAUCAAAUGAAAUGGGGGAGGGGGAAAUUAUAAUUCUGUAUCAUCUGCUAAGUCUUGCGCUUGCUGUACAUGUACAUGUACAUGUCCACAUGCACUGACACCUCAGUCACUGAGAGCAUGGAAUUCCUCCAUGUAAAAAAGCACCCCCAUUCAUUUCAAUGGAGAAACCUCAGCAGACAGUAUGGUGGUCUUCUGUUCACACGUUACAGGAGCCCACCAGUCAUGCAUAUUGGGGGAGGGCACAAGCCUCCACAAGGCAUGAACAGAAUGCUGCCAUAAUGGCUGCUGGGAUCAGAGAUAGUCCGUGUGUGUGUGUGUGUGUUGCUUUUCACCUUGGGGUGGGUGCCAUCUGUUGAAAUAAAAGGGGACCCCCAUGUACUAGAUCUCAGUAUAAGCAUCAGAGAACUCUGGAAUCAGGGGACAGAAGCCAGCCACGGAGUCUCUCUACAUGAGACAUCUGACACAUGAAUAACAUGUGCUGAGAGAUACAAUGUUAGCCAGGAAGGGCAGUUUAAAAGACAAAGCCGGUGGCAAGGCAAAGGCUUUGCUAUACACUGGAGCUGUGGGAAGGGGCUGUGAAAUGCCAGAAGGGAAACUUCAGCCCGUUAUAACCUCUCCAGGUCCAAGCCUGGCUCUGGAAGGCAGCUCCAGCCCAUUUCCAUUCCUCGGUGCCCUCUGGUUGUGAUCCCACACAGUUUUAGGCUGGAGAGGUGAAACUGACAGAGCCUGCAGGGAGGCAAAGAUGAAAUUAACAAACUGAGGGAGGAUCUCUGUGGGCUCUGUCUUUUUAAACUACUCUUCCUGGCGAACAUUGCAUCUCCUUACACUUGAUGAACAUGCACCGAGGCGUCUCAUGCAGAGAGACUCUUAUUUAGGCAGAAGUUCCUGUUACCAUGUUGGAGAGACAGAUACGCAUCCAAUUCCAUUACAUGCAUGCUAUAAUGUGUGAUGUGGAUACCACAUGUGGAUGCAUCUUUGCGCAGAGGCCCAUGCUCAAAAUACAGAGAGGAAACAUAAUCGAGUUUGGUCCUGCACACACAAAUGCACGUUACGUUUUUGACAGCCAGUGUCAUGUAGCAGGGAAUAGCACAGCAGGGACAUCUGGGCUCGAACCUCCACUCUGCCACACGGCUGGUUGGGAGGCCUUGGGCCUCUCUCUUUAUCUAACCCACCUCACAGAACUGUUGGGAGCAUAAAAUGGAGGAGGGGGAGAAGCAUGUAUGCUAUCCCGAGUUUCUUUGAGCGAGGGCAGGAUGAAAAUACGACAGACAGAUUAUCAGCAUAACUGGGAGCAGUUGUGCUUCCUCUACAAUAUGGGAACAGGAUCUUUAACCCAGCGAAACAUCUUACCUAGGCUGUGAUCUUUCCUGAAUGGAACAGGAUACGUUAAAAUGUUACAGGUCAAGGUAUAUAAUAUUUUGGAUGGAAGUGUACAUGUCAUAAGCAUGCGUGGCAAUAUGUAUAAAGAAACAAUUUAAGUUGAGAUCGGGAAGGGUGGGGGAGGGGAAGUUGUCAUUAACUUUAAUAGUUUGCACCCAAUGGCUGCCCCAAAACUGCUUCUAUCAUCAGUAUUUAUAUUAAACGUGAGUUAUAAAUAUUCAGCAUUAAAGAUGAAGUCCCAGUUGACCUUGUAGCUUGUUAAAUGCAAUCAGAUCUGGCCGGGGUGAUGUGUACUUAUCAGCUUUAUUUGUAAAUGCUAAUUAAAGAUCAUUUUUUAAAAAAAAAAUUACUGUAACUAACAUGAAAGGAUGGCUGUUGAUGGCUGUUAACAUGUCUUUUAAAUAUUUUAAGCAUCCUGUUAUACUGGGAAGAAGACAACAUUUUUUGCUUUUUAAAAUGCACUUUGUACUUGUAUGUUUUGGCAAAAUGACGCUUGGAGGUUUGCAAACAUGAAUGCCAUCUCUGAAUCCUAAACUGAAGGAGCCCCUCUGAUUUCAAAUAAAACCAAAUAAACCUGGUACAGUCCAAUUUAGAAAAAGUUCAUCCUGUGUAAUAAAGUUGCCGGUUUUCCUG
This is a messenger RNA of Eublepharis macularius, 3397 nucleotides long. RefSeq names its product transmembrane protein 182-like. Gene Ontology annotation, cellular component: membrane. The coding region runs from base 74 to 817 and encodes 247 amino acids. Lineage: Eukaryota; Metazoa; Chordata; Lepidosauria; Squamata; Eublepharidae. The record is from RefSeq and is a predicted model, not a curated record. The transcript is spliced from 5 exons.